AUGUCUUCGUCAAAGACCGCGACACCGGCAGCUCUACCCAGCAAAACCCCUGCUGUGGCAAGCACGAUCAAUGCAACGACCCAGACAGCACCCAUAAAGAUCCUGCGUCCAGGAAAAGUAGUGAUUCUUCUCAAUGGUCGCUAUGCUGGUCACAAGGCAUUUAUUGUCAAUCCAUUUGAGGGAAAUCCAUCCAAGAGCAGGUCCUUUGCUCACGCUCUUGUCGUUGGCAUCAAAAAGGCCCCAAUGAAGGUCACCAAGGCCAUGUCAAAGCGAAAGAUCAGAAACCGCUCCCGUGUAAAGACCUUCAUCAAAGUCAUCAAUUAUAACCAUCUGAUGCCAACUCGCUAUUCCAUCGACGUCGAUUUGAAAAAUGUAGUGAAUUUGGAUGUCGCCUCAGAUGCCUCCAAGCGCAAGAGUGCUUGUACCGUUGUCAGCAAGAAGCUCGAGGAGAAAUACAAGGUUGGCGGCUCCAAGUGGUUCUUUUCCAAACUCCGCUUCUAA
Messenger RNA from Mitosporidium daphniae, 501 nucleotides. RefSeq names its product 60S ribosomal protein L27. The record is from RefSeq and is a predicted model, not a curated record. The transcript is spliced from 2 exons. Lineage: Eukaryota; Fungi; Microsporidia. Gene Ontology annotation, biological process: translation. Gene Ontology annotation, molecular function: structural constituent of ribosome. Gene Ontology annotation, cellular component: cytosolic large ribosomal subunit; ribosome. The coding region runs from base 1 to 501 and encodes 166 amino acids.